AUGGAAGAAUAUUGUUAUAUAAUGCCUGGGGAGUUUGGGCUUUUAGUCCAAGGAAUUUUAGGAGUUAGUUCAAUAUCUAUCUUAAUAGCAAAAUAUAUAUUUGAGAAACCACGACGAACAUUAUUAAAUUUUUUUGAAGAUGUUGCUUUAUUAUUAAUUGGGAAUACAGUAAUUCAUUUUUUUAAUAUAUUUUUUAGUAUGUUUUUUUUUCAUCGUAAAAUUUUGUUAUAUUUAUUUCAAAUUGAUAUGGAUGAAUGCUCCAUAUAUUUCUCUCAAGUUAUUUUGGAUGGGUCCCUAGGAUUAUAUUUGCAAUCUACGCUACUUGACAUUUUUAAAGUAACUAAAUAUUUUAAAUUUAGUUUUUUUCAUAAUAAAUAUAAAUCGAUCAUGCAUAAACACAGCGACAUACUACCUUGCUAUCCUUCAUUCGAUUUAAAUAAUGAUAAUAAUGAUAAACAAUCUGUCAAUAAUUUAAUUCAUAAUAAUACUAAUACAAUAACUGUUAGUACAAACAAUAACAAAAUGGCCAAUGAUGAAUAUAGUACUAAUAAAAAUAGUAACAAUAUCGAAUUAGCAAACAAAGAAAUAUGUAUUAAUAUAAAUGGAAAUAAUAAUUUAAAAAAUGAUGAAAUAUAUGAAAAUAAAGAUAUAUAUAUACUUGAUAAAACAGAAAGCAAUAAUUCAAACAAUUUAAUUGAUAAUUUAAUUUUAUGGUUAUCUGUAAUUUUAUCAACAAAAUUUAUUGUAAUUUUUGUUUUUGUAUUAACAUCCCCUAUCACUAAUAUAUUUACUCUUUAUACUAUAUCAUAUAUUAAAGAUGUAAGAUAUAGGCUUAUAUCCAUAAUGAUUAUUAUACCGUUUUUCUUUAACUUUGUAUUAUAUUAUAUUUCCGACAUUAUAAUUAAAAAAAAAAGCGAAAAUAUAAAUGUGAUUAAUGAUAAUCCUUAA
Messenger RNA from Plasmodium yoelii, 948 nucleotides. Its product is annotated as conserved Plasmodium protein, unknown function. The coding region runs from base 1 to 948 and encodes 315 amino acids. Gene Ontology annotation, cellular component: membrane. The record is from RefSeq and is a predicted model, not a curated record. The transcript has a single exon. NCBI's taxonomy places the organism in Eukaryota, Apicomplexa, Aconoidasida, Haemosporida, Plasmodiidae.